UGACCGGCGCCGGCCCGCAACCUCUGCCGCCGCUGCACCUGGGUCCGAUCUCUGGUCGGACCCGCCCCGGACUGUCCCACCCGGGCUCAGCGGCCGCGAGGUCGCGACUCCCGAUGGAAAUCAUAUGACAUAGAAUAUUUGGGUGACAUCUUCCUGAAAGAUUUCCAAGAAUAACAGAAGAAAAAACACUAAUGCAUUUGAAAAAGUGGUAAUAUUUGGGGAGAGGGGAAAAAAACUGCUUUCUUGAUCUGCAACUUGACUGGAUGCUAAGAUGUCUGUGGACAUGAAUAGCCAGGGAUCUGACAGCAAUGAAGAGGACUAUGAUCCAAAUUGUGAGGAGGAGGAGGAAGAGGAGGAGGAAGAGGAUGAGGACCCUGGGGACAUAGAGGACUAUUAUGUGGGAGUAGCCAGCGAUGUUGAACAGCAGGGCGCCGAUGCUUUUGACCCUGAGGAGUACCAGUUUACCUGCUUGACCUACAAGGAGUCUGAGAGUGCCCUCAACGAGCAUAUGACCAGCUUAGCCUCUGUUCUAAAGGCCGUUGAUGCUCACUGCCAUCAGCUGCAUCCUCCCUAUGGCACUGGUAUCUCAUUCAGUUGCUAAACUUAUAUUAGUUAAUUUCCACUGGCAAGUCACAGAGAUAUUGGACAGAUACAAGUCUAAUUCUGCACAACUACUCGUUGAAGCUCAAGUUCAGCCCAAUCCAUCAAAACAUGUCCCCACAGCCCAUCCCCCUCACCACUGUGCAGUGUGUAUGCAGUUUGUACGGAAGGAAAACCUCCUCUCUCUGGCCUGUCAGCACCAGUUUUGCCGCAGCUGCUGGGAACAGCACUGCUCAGUACUUGUCAAGGAUGGCGUGGGUGUUGGAGUCUCUUGCAUGGCUCAAGACUGCCCCCUCCGAACACCAGAGGAUUUUGUGUUUCCAUUGCUGCCCAAUGAAGAAUUGAGAGACAAAUACAGGCGCUACCUCUUCAGGGACUAUGUGGAGAGUCACUACCAGCUCCAGCUCUGUCCUGGUGCAGACUGCCCCAUGGUUAUCCGGGUACAGGAGCCUAGAGCUCGCCGAGUGCAGUGUAAUCGGUGCAAUGAGGUCUUCUGUUUCAAGUGUCGUCAGAUGUAUCACGCCCCCACAGACUGCGCCACAAUCCGGAAAUGGCUCACGAAGUGUGCAGACGACUCUGAAACAGCCAACUACAUUAGUGCUCACACUAAAGAUUGUCCCAAGUGCAACAUCUGCAUUGAGAAGAAUGGAGGCUGCAAUCAUAUGCAAUGCUCAAAGUGUAAACACGACUUCUGCUGGAUGUGUCUAGGAGACUGGAAGACUCAUGGCAGUGAGUACUAUGAGUGCAGUCGGUACAAGGAAAACCCCGACAUCGUCAACCAGAGCCAGCAAGCCCAAGCCAGGGAAGCCCUAAAGAAGUACUUAUUCUACUUUGAGAGGUGGGAAAACCACAACAAGAGCUUGCAGCUGGAGGCACAGACAUACCAGCGGAUUCAUGAGAAAAUUCAGGAGAGGGUCAUGAAUAAUCUGGGGACGUGGAUCGACUGGCAGUACCUACAGAAUGCUGCCAAGCUCUUGGCCAAGUGCCGGUACACCCUGCAGUACACCUACCCGUACGCCUACUACAUGGAGUCCGGGCCCAGGAAGAAGCUGUUUGAAUACCAGCAGGCUCAGCUGGAGGCUGAGAUUGAGAACCUGUCAUGGAAGGUGGAGCGUGCGGACAGCUAUGACAGAGGGGACUUAGAGAACCAGAUGCACAUAGCAGAACAGCGGAGGAGGACCCUGCUGAAGGAUUUCCAUGACACCUAGAUUGAGACAAGAACAUGCCGGAGUGAGGAAGAUGGCGCUGCGAGGUCUCCCGGCUGCCACACUGCAUGCUGCAGGCUCUGCCUUUCACGACCCCAGGCAACGGCCAGGGCCCCACUCCUGAGAGACACUGGCCACACACACCUCUUAGUUGAUUUCUGUUUUCUUCUCAUCUUUUUGCUUUUUGUUUCUACCAGGUAGAGGCCAUGUUGAGUUUUGGCAUCUUUUCAGGACUUUAAUUUCCCCUGGAUGGUUGGGAGGGAGGGAAAGAUUUUCUGAAUGACUAUAAAUAGUAUUAGAUCAUUACAACUUAUAUAAUUUUCAAUGGUUGUACAAUUAUACAAAAAAAAGUGGCAAACAAACCAUAGAUUACACAGAACCCUUUUUAAAAAUAAAUUGGCAUUGGAGUGUUUUACCCUCUAGCUAUUUUACUUAGAACAUAACACAUGCCGCCCACCUCCCCUGCCUCAGAAUGUCUGCUGCCAGAGGGCCCCAGGGUGGUCUCAGUUUCCAAAUGCUCGUGUGUUUGGCCACAGCAGGAGCCCCACAGGAAGAACAUGGGUGGCAGAUGGUGGGGAGUUGGGGUGGCCUAGGUAGCAGGCGUGGAGCAUAGGGAAUUACCUCAUACUUCCUGCCUGGUCUUUGUAGACUCUCGCGGUCAGGUGUACCUGCCGUGCACGGGCAGUUGAGGAGACAGCACAGGUGCAACACAGAACAGUGUCUUGCCCUGAAGUGUUGCCGUCUCUGGCGGCACUGUGUACAUGUGGGCUCUAGUUCACUCUUGAAAGUGAGGUUCACCUGGGUGUCUGGCUCCACAGCACAGCAUAGCAUAGAGAUGAGCUUGUCGCCCUCUAUACCAGAGGACACGAGUCCACAGUGUUUCCUAAGGAUAGAGCUCCGCUUUUACCGGGAAUUGUUCCCCAAAGUAAAUUUGUUUUAUCUUGCUCCCUUCUUUUGUGCCAGUGGUAUAAGUCUGACCAGGGUCACAUGUGGCCAUAGCAGAUACUGCCCUGCUACAGUGUCCUCCGGUGAACUUACGGGGCAGAGUUCAGCAUGGCCCUCCUGAGGGCACUGGUUUUCCUGGCUCAGGGUCCAGAUUUGCACAGGUUUUCCUGUUUCCUGGAAUGUAUCCAGUGACUGCUGUGGGGGUUGGGCACUUGUCCCACUCUCCUGAUCUUAGCUAUUGGAGGACACUACCCUGUGGUCUGGGAAUUAGAGGUCAGGAGGGAGCUUGACUUUUGUCUCAACUCCUGUGCUGGCCAGAAAAGAGGGCCAGUUUUUGCACAAUUGAAUGCAAAGGAGCAAGUGGCUGAAUGUCAUUCUGCCUGUCCUGGACCUAGUCCUGUGGGUCUUUGAAAAGCUACAUCUGUGUUUCCUGGGGUUUCUCUGGCUUUUAUUCAGUGCCUCCACUCUGGCUGAUAGAGCUGUCUAUACUUGACAGGGCCUCCUUGACUUCCCAGAGGAGUUGCUAGGGAGAUCUAUGAAUAUUUUGUUGAAAAAACUCUUUGAUAGUCAUACAUUUUCCUCUCCAGUCAGCCAUCCCCCAGGUACCCUGUAAGCUGUAAAACUGAAUCAUUCUCAAAGACAGGACACCUGUGGUUCUUGGGGUCAUGAGGCUCAUGGCUGGCUGCAGGCUCCCUUUACUUCCCCAUUGGGCUUUAUCAUUUCCUGUUAUCUCCAGCAAGGAAGGGGUUGUGGGGUGAAUUGGGAAAGCAAGUUAGGAUUGUUGCAAAUGAAUCUAGACUGGGGUGGGGAAGAGCCAGCUGUUCAUGAGGAGAGUGCUCGCUGCUGGACCUAGGUUUGGAGUGUGACUGCUUUGUCGGCACAUGGAAGAGCCUCGCAUCUGAAGCCUUCACCUCUUCUCUCCGGCAAGUCAUUUUGUGUCACUGCCAUGACACAGGACCUGAGUUGCAGCCCUGCACUUUACGUCACUCCCUGGGCAUCCUGGGGCCCUUCUGGACUUCACACCUACUGCAUAGUGCGCUUGAUUCAUCUGCGGCCCCAGCCACUGGAACUGCAGGAGCUGCUCUGCCCAGACGUAGUCUGCAGCCCUGACAGACGGAGAGGCUCCUUUUGUGGCCCCAGUGGCUGUCCUUUGUUAACAUCAUCGGAAAGAUGAAAAAAUCUGGCAGAGUUUUUCUGCCCUACAAAGGCACAGUGUUGUCAUGAAUUUACCAGAUAACUGUUUUUUCUUCAAAGAAAAGAUUACUAGAGGCAGUGUCAUCUGCUCAAAGUUGAGUGGUUUAUUCAAAAUAAAUUGAAAAUUUCUGGUUAAAAGCAUAUGUGUAUAGUCUUUCUUCAGAGGACCCAAGUAGUCUUCUGUACUAGUACCCGGGGGUUCUGGCCAGAUAGCACCACACGCCAGCCGCUCCUCCAGAGGUUUGUGAAGGCCCCUCUGGCUUGACUUCUCUAUCUCCCCUUCUGGCUUUCUGGGGGAGGGGGCUGCUCUGGAAGGAAGUAGAAUAUCCUGAUGCUUUUGGCUGUCCUCAGACCCUCGGUGCAGGCCAAACGGUUCCUUACCACAAACAGGUCCCAACACUGCAGUAGGGUACUGAUUAGGGUACUGAUUGGAAUACUCUACAGUGCUUGCUGGAAUCAUAAUCUCAUUCAAAACACCCCUGGGUCGCUCCUAGGAGAUGUGAAAACAGACUGGAUUAUGGCAGCGGGAGAGUGGAGGAGGGACAUGACUUCACAAGGCCCUAGAGAGUGGCGAAGGAGACUAUAGAUAGAAACUGCAAGUGUUUGCAGUUUCACCCCAAGGCUUAAGGACCUUGAUUUCAGUUGAACUUCCAUAUUUGCAAUGUCAGGAGUGGCUGCACCUUCAGUGAUUCGCCCAGGAGUGAAGGCUUCAAAGCGGUGGGCAGCGUGCACAAGGCAGCCAAAGCGCUUCCAGACACUGCCAGUCUGCACUCCACAGGUGCUAUACACAGCACCUGUGGGUACAGGUGUUUGGCACCUGAGCAUACAGUGGUGCCAAAGAUAAGUGACUUUACCCUCCAGGAGCCUCCAGAACAUGGGUGACACAGAUGAAAUUGAUCACUAGAGAGUAUUUUCACCGAAGCAGCGGGCCAUUGUUAUAGGCCAGUGGGCAGGGGCACCAUAGCCUUGAAGGUCUCCAAAAAUAAAGUGAAAAUAGCACUUGCAGACAAAAUCAGAAGUAGGGAUUUUUUUUAUAUCUUCCUUGUCUUCUACAUGGCAAUCAGCAUUGCCUGUGCAGGGGGCUCUACUUAGGCACUGAAGACACAGACAUUGAUCUUGUCACAAGACAGUCUUAACAGCAACUGAGCAUGUAUCCACUUAGUCCUCCCAUUUUGAAUUGGGUGCUGUCAUAUGCAAAUCACAGAGCUAUUCAAAGUGUCACCAAUACCCUGCUAGUAAAUAGCAAGAAAAAAUGUAUUCAGUUAACAACUGGAUAGUUAGCACCUAGAUGAUAAUACAGGUGAGAACACCCGCACAAAGCCUAGAUCUGACUAUCAGCAAACUGGGUCAGAAGUAGGAGGGGUCGGCCACCCCCACAAAGUGAGCCAGGCUGGUGAGAGGUUUUAGGCAUUAAAAUGAUCGGGGCAUUAAAAGGCUAAGAAAUUAUGGUGGCGCAAC
Condylura cristata (star-nosed mole) is the source of this 5402-nucleotide messenger RNA. RefSeq names its product ariadne RBR E3 ubiquitin protein ligase 2 (gene ARIH2). The coding region runs from base 543 to 1808 and encodes 421 amino acids. Gene Ontology annotation, molecular function: ubiquitin conjugating enzyme binding; zinc ion binding; ubiquitin protein ligase activity. The record is from RefSeq and is a predicted model, not a curated record. The transcript has 17 exons. Gene Ontology annotation, cellular component: cytoplasm; ubiquitin ligase complex. Gene Ontology annotation, biological process: protein polyubiquitination; positive regulation of proteasomal ubiquitin-dependent protein catabolic process; ubiquitin-dependent protein catabolic process. Lineage: Eukaryota; Metazoa; Chordata; Mammalia; Eulipotyphla; Talpidae.